Messenger RNA from Fusarium musae, 720 nucleotides. RefSeq lists its product as uncharacterized. Gene Ontology annotation, cellular component: nucleolus; nuclear exosome (RNase complex); cytoplasmic exosome (RNase complex). The transcript is spliced from 2 exons. The record is from RefSeq and is a predicted model, not a curated record. Lineage: Eukaryota; Fungi; Ascomycota; Sordariomycetes; Hypocreales; Nectriaceae. Bases 1 to 720 code for a protein of 239 amino acids. Gene Ontology annotation, biological process: nuclear mRNA surveillance; U4 snRNA 3'-end processing; rRNA catabolic process.
AUGGCAGACCGACGACGCAUUAAUGGCCCUGGAGGUAUCACAGUGGCACCUGUCUAUGAAGCAGAUGAGUUUGUUGUUUCCACUCGGACUCGCGCUCCAAAUGGUAUCAGGGCACAAUCGCCCUUCUCCCCUCACAUGGUCCUCUCUACGCAUGUCAAAUACGCACCUUUUGCAACUCGUCAAAGAAGGGGUUAUUUACGCGAUUCUACCGAGCGUGACUUGAGCACCCAUCUCGAAGCAGCUCUCAGGGGUGCACUCAUUGCAGACCGUUGGCCCAAGAGUGGAGUGGAUGUGGUUGUUACCAUUAUUGAAGGAGACCAAGCCCGUCAGGUAGCUGUGGAGCAGGGAAGCGAGGAAUGGGACAUGAUGAAUGUGCUUAGCGGCUGCAUCACUGUUGCCGCCGCCGCUCUCGCGGAUGCUGGUAUUGACUGUGUCGAUACUGUCUCUGGAGGUGUUGCGGCUUUGGUGUCUGGGGCGGACAAUGAUGAACCCAUCAUGGUGCUCGAUCCAGUUCCUUCUGAACAUUCACAAAUACUCGCAGCUUGCUGUGUAGCCUAUCUUCCCUCCCGAGACGAAAUCACAAAUCUCUGGCUGAAGGGAAGCUUGCCUUCAUCAGACGCCAGUCUGCAUCGCGACCUUGUCGCCCGUGCCGUACAUGCAAGCAAAGGAGCCAAUCUUGCAGUAGCUGCAUCACUGAAAGAAUCAGUCAUCGUGGGUUGA